Messenger RNA from Lactuca virosa, 645 nucleotides. The record is from the annotation of a GenBank genome assembly. Lineage: Eukaryota; Viridiplantae; Streptophyta; Magnoliopsida; Asterales; Asteraceae.
AUGGCUGUUUUUGCACUUUCCAUGGUGGUUCUCUUGGCCAUGGCAGGCUUUUCAAGCGCAGCUUAUUGUGUAUGUAACUCUGCAUUGAGUGACGCAGUUCUUCAAAAGAACAUAGAUUAUGCUUGUGGAAACGGAGCUGAUUGUACUCUAAUCCUUCAAGGUGCUACUUGUUUUAACCCUAAUACAGUCAAGGAUCACUGUAAUUACGCUGUCAACAGUUAUUUCCAAAGGAAAGGUGAAGUUUCAGGGAGCUGCGAUUUCUCAAACACAGCUACCGUUAGCCAAACAGCCCCACCUGGGGCAACUUCUGUAUGUUAUGCUGGUAGCCCAAGCUCGACAACCCCAACCACCUCAUCACCACCUGGGACUGGGACUGGGACUGGGACCGGGACCGGAACCGGAACCCCUGGGACCGGAACUGGAACCGGAACCGGGACUGGGACUGGAACCCCUGGGACUGGAACCGGAACCGGAACCGGGACCGGGACCGGGACCGGGACUGGGACUGGAACUGGCAUUGGGUUGAACCCGCCGUUUGGAAUGGGCCCUACGGGACAAGACAACAGUGGUGCUGAAUCUUUCAACUGUUUGACUUUAUUGACUCUUUUGGUUCUGGGUUUGAUCUUAUGGUUAAGGUUGAUCUAA